UUAAAACAUAUAUAAGUAAUUUUCAUGUAGAGUUCAAGAGGCAUGUUAAAAAAAAAGAAAAUAUGUUCAACAAAGAGUAGGCCUAUUUGGGGAAACUGCAUAUAUUGUUGGGUUUGAAUCGGAUGAUGUGCAGAGGCAAAUGUUAGAUAGGAUUAGUUUCUUUAAAGCUCAUAAUUGUGGGAGACAAGAAGUUGGACUAAACUGUUACAUGUUACACGUUGUACAGUAGAUGGCAGCAAAUAGCAAUAAAUAAAAUCAACACAGUCCACAAGCGCAAUCUCUAAUGAAAGACUGAAGUUUGGUACAAUAUCAACAAAACACCUGAACACAUGAAACUCCACAAAACAAAUAACGUUUAGAAAAUGUGGAACGUAAAAACUAACAAAGCACAAGGCUUAUCAAUUCAGAUGAAUAAGAAGAUUAUUUUGAAAAACCGUGUAAACAGAUCACAGAUACAAACUUUGAUUAUCACGUUCAAAUCACAUUAAACAAACUACAGAUUCGUGAAGCCUGUUUAAGGAUUAACAGGAUCUAAUUUACAUUCAGUCAAGAAGGACUGCCAGAAAAAGUAAAACCUCAGAAGCCGAGAACGUUUCAGAAUCGGCACACCGAAGCCAAAGGAGUCAACUGGGGCUCAUCUAUUCCUAACAAUCUACACAACCUCUGUAUUUAACUGUAACCAGCCAUGUUAUAAACUUAAAACUAUGAAACCAUAAACUUUAAAUAAACUAUCAACUUAAAAUAACACAGACAAAGCGUUUUCUACUGGACCAUCGAAUCACGUUUAGAGCCUUUAAAGGCGCAGUUCUUGAAAAUCAGCGGCCACUAGCGUUGUAUUAUAGUUUUGCAACGAAUCUCCCUUUCGAAGUACGACGGUGGCAGCAACAGUAAAAAAAGAUGUCGUCUACUGAGAGAGCGGAUAGCAGUGAUACAAGCAACGAUGUUUCUUUACAAAGGUGUGUUUGGUGUUGAUACAGCUGAAGUGAAGUCAGUGAUGGAGGGAGAUUCUGUCACUCUACACACUCAUCUCACUCACAUACAGAGAGAUGAUCAGAUACUGUGGAUGUUUGGACCUCAAGGGACUCGUAUUGCUGAGAUCUAUUAUCAGAAACCCAACACGUAUGAUAAAACUGGAAGAUAUGGAGGGAGACUGAGGAUCAACAGUCAGACUGGAUCUCUCACCAUCACAAACAUCACGAGCACAGACUCUGGACUUCAUGAACUUCAGAUCAUCAACAGCAGAGCAACUUUGUACAAGAGAUUCAAUAUUUCUGUCUAUGACCGUCUGACCAUUCCCAUCACAAACCAAACUCAACAUCUCAACACCACUCAUGUCUUUAAGACAUAUCCAGAUGAGAACCGGUUACACGUCUGUGCCAUCGCAGCAGCAGCGGUGUUGGUGGUUUACAUCGUGAUUGUUGUUGCAGUCAAACACAGUCAAUCAGGGCAAGAAUAGACCCAACAGGGAUGAGGUUUUACCACUAUAGCAGCCUGAAGAGUGCCCUCUAUAAUGUUUACGACAUUUUUUUUAAUGCAGUCAUUGUUUGUAGUACAGUGUAUUAAAUGUGAUUCCUGCCUUCAUGAAGACAGAUGUCUGAUGUCUCUGACGAUGCUCAGCUCAGCUCUUUUGGAUCUGAUGCCAUAAACCAAUCAGAUCACAUUUUCAACGGAACGGAACUGAACAGAGGAUUAAAAAGACAUCAGUUUGCGAACUUCAACAAGAUGCUGAUAACUUCCCUAGUUUACACUGGGUUUCGCAAAGAUUUCCUAAUUACAAUGGAUCUUAGCUUUGUUAUAGGCUACUUUAUGAAUGCUCAUUACGUUUGACAUAUGUUACCCAAAAUGGCACUUUUGCAAAUUGCUGGGCUUUAGGUGUUACUUACUUAGUCACUCCACAGUCAAACUGUGUACCCCUUCAUGACAGUGUUGUUCCCGGUUGGCAGUGGCCUAUUUCAGCAGAAUAACGCACGCGUACGCUGCACACGUUGCUCAGGAAUGGUGGAGGAACAUGAUGAAGAGAUCAGGGUGUUACCCUCGCUUCCAAAGUGCCCAGAUCUCAAUCCAUGGCAGCUCCUCCUCACAAUCUCAGGACUUGAAGGAACUGCUGCUAAUGUCUUGUUGUCUGUAGUCAUUUACAUGCUAUCAAAUGUCAUUUGUGCGUGUGAGUGUGUAUAUAUACAAUAUAUUUUCAAUAAAUAAAUUGCUCAUG
This is a messenger RNA of Triplophysa rosa, 2209 nucleotides long. Its product is annotated as T-lymphocyte surface antigen Ly-9-like. The transcript is spliced from 5 exons. Bases 941 to 1456 code for a protein of 171 amino acids. The record is from RefSeq and is a predicted model, not a curated record. NCBI's taxonomy places the organism in Eukaryota, Metazoa, Chordata, Actinopteri, Cypriniformes, Nemacheilidae.